GGCUACCCCUAUUUGUGUCUGCGGGGAGGGACAGAGACUGUCUACAGGCUGGGGACACCUGCUCCAGUGAUGACGGGUGCAGCCCUCGUCUGCGGACGCUGAGACAGUGUGUGGCGGGGGACGGCAGUGUGAAGCUGGGCCCUGGGGCCAGGAACCAGUGUGAGAACGCAGUCACGGCCCUGCUGUCCUCCCCGCUGCACGGCUGCCAGUGUAAACGAGGCAUGAAGAGAGAGAAGAACUGCCUCAGUAUCUAUUGGAGCCUGUACCAGUCUGUCCUGCAUGGACUGAGUCUGGUGGAGAGUUACCCGUACGAACCAGAGGAGAGGGGCUUCGACUACGUACGCCUGGCCUCCAUCGCUGCAG
Messenger RNA from Oncorhynchus gorbuscha (pink salmon), 363 nucleotides. RefSeq names its product GDNF family receptor alpha-4-like. Gene Ontology annotation, biological process: nervous system development. The record is from RefSeq and is a predicted model, not a curated record. Gene Ontology annotation, molecular function: signaling receptor activity. The transcript is spliced from 2 exons. Gene Ontology annotation, cellular component: signaling receptor complex; external side of plasma membrane. Lineage: Eukaryota; Metazoa; Chordata; Actinopteri; Salmoniformes; Salmonidae. The annotation marks the transcript as partial.